Molecule: messenger RNA, 3168 nt
Organism: Pomacea canaliculata
Lineage: Eukaryota; Metazoa; Mollusca; Gastropoda; Architaenioglossa; Ampullariidae
Exons: 10
Coding region: 1-2850 (949 amino acids)
Source: RefSeq, a predicted model, not a curated record
AUGACUAUGGGUUUGCUUCUUUUAUUGGCGAUCGUUGUAGCAUUUAUUCCAAAUGUUUCGGCACGAAGCAAACAAAAUUUUGAAACAGGACAUCAUUUAGUCCUGGAACCAGAACAUUCUGACCUCAGCGAAAACCAAGUGAAGGCUAAGUCUGACAGCAAACAACAGUCACGAGAAAAGGAUGCUGGACAAGACAUUCUGAAUGACCAACCGCCUCUCCGAUGUCCCAGGCAAGUCAACACCCGACUACCUGGAGUCGACUUUGCUUUGUACGGGUACAACAGUCUGAAGGGUUGCCCACUGGCACCAGGUCGCGAUCCUGGCUUCACCUUGCCCAUAUUCUCUGCUGACUACAGUGCAGGUCACGUGAUCACGGACAAUAGUUACAGCGUGCCACGUGGGGUGAUUCUUGCACCGGAUGUGUCAUGUGUAAUGUCCUUUACCUCAGAGGUCAUUCAGACGCCCUAUGACCUCACCAAGUUUAUGAGUCGUACAGCGCAACUCGAUGGCGGCGGUUGGGGGCCUCCAUUUGCGGCCAACCCAUUCUUUCAGAAAAUUCUCGCUGAAUUGAGACAAAAGGUCUUGAUCGUGUCAUCAGCCUCUUGCAGUUCAUAUCUUGUUUCGCUUUUACAUUUACAGCCACCGCCAUUCCAUUCAAUCUUUCUACAGUCGGUCAUACAACUUAAUAAUACAAGUGAUGAACACCUUUACCUGGAGUUUCUUGACACCUACGGCACACACUUUGUCUCACAAGUCCGCCUGGGAGCUUUGCUAACUUUUGUGCACAAAAUGGAGACUAGCAACUACAAAAGGUAUGGACAGGGUCACGUGACAGCUGCUGCAAACUAUUUAUCUGCUUCGCUACUUGGAGAGUCUGAGACCUUAAGUUCCAAUCAGAAGAAACAAGCAGACGAGCUUCAAAGUCAAGUAGAGACAAGUACAAUAGGUGUUGGGGUACCUCCCACUACCAGCGCCAGUAGCUUGGCCUGGCUUACAGAAGUAGGGAACAAUCCGGUCGCCAUUAACUAUGUCUUGACUCCAAUAGAUCUUCUGUUCUCAAAAACAUUUGUCGGUGACUGGGGUCCUCUAAAUCACGAUUCUGUUGAUCUUGACAAGAUAAAAACCAAACUAAUAACUAUUAAGAAGAAAUAUUGUCAGACUUUAAAGAAGAAAGGUCAGUUGUCUGACUGUGAUGAGUACACACCGGGAUUACAUCUCAGUCGUACAAGGCUAAUCGGUGUCUCCAUCUUUAGUGAGUUUGUAACUGCUGAACACUGUAUGGAGGAGUGUUACAAGCUUCCUGACUGUGUGGCCGUCACUUUUUGUCCCGAGUGUGACAGUAACGACAAGGAGUUUGAACUUUGUCAACUUUUACAAGACAGUCGCACAUGCAGUGCUGCGAACAACUCUCAGUGGCAAACAACCAUCUUUCUUAACAAAAUUCAAACAUCGUUUAAUGUGCAGAAUACGACGGUUGCUCCUGACUCAACAAUUGAGUCUAAGAAUCUCAUUGUAUCUUCCUCACAUGGCUGCUAUUCCUCUUGUCUCGAUGAAGACAAGUGUCUGGCCGUCACAGUCUACAAAAGCACUGAGUCAACUCUGAAGUGCACACGCCACACAGGCCCUAUUCAGAGUUUGAAAGAGGAAACAGGUGCCGACUUGUAUUUUGUGUCACCACACUCAAAAAGGUUCAUGACAUCCUGCAUCAACGAUAAUGGAUGUCCUGAGAAGAACACGGUGUGCUUUAAAGAUAGGUGUCUUUGUCGUCCUGGGUUCUUCUCAUCAACACGUGACAAUACUUGCUCUCAGACAUGCAGCACUGCCGACCUUCAGAACACAUUCAUGGAGUACCCGGAGAGCGGCAUACGGGGACAUAAUGUCGUUGUACGGGAUCAACUGACUUUAGAAGGAUGCAAGACUUUGUGUGUCACAACUUAUGGUUGUCUGACCUUUGACUUCAGAGCCAAAGGAGGGCGCUGUCUGCUGCAUAACAUCACAGCUCUUGACGUGCCAUUAGCCUGGUAUCCACACACCAGUAGAGGCUGGACCCACUACCAGAGAACCUGCAUGGACUCUUCAGACUCGUAUCCUGGACCACUGUGGUACAACUCACCGUGUCGUAGUGACUUCGAAUGUCCUGACCCCAACAGUCGGUGUCUACUGGGGAAAUGUUUAUGCCCCACUGGUUUCCUUUUGGACCAAACUGACGUCUCGUGUCAACUUUUUGAAUCGUGUAAGGACUGGCAGAGGACAGGCGCCAUCUCCGGUGUAUACAAUAUCACCGCUGCAAACAUGUCGUUGGAAGUCCCAUGUGACAUGAAUAACGGCGGUGGCUGGCUGGUUUUCCAGAGACGUCGUGAUGGAUCUGUUGACUUCUACAGAAGCUGGAAGGACUAUGAGCAAGGCUUUGGUGACAUCACUGGAGAGUUCUGGCUUGGUUUAUACAAGAUUUACAAACUUACACAAGGCAGACCUCAUCGACUCCGUGUUGACCUCAUGGAGGUGAAUGGAGAACGUCACUAUGCUGAGUACUCGUCAUUCAGUGUUGGUGGUCCUGACACAAAAUACAGACUCCAGGUUUCUGGUUAUUCAGGGGACGCAGGUGACAGCCUAAAAGGACAUAACAACCAAGGUUUCACCACACACGACCAAAACAAUGACAAUGCCACUACCACUAACUGCGCUUUAAAAUACCACGGCGCCUGGUGGUACAGAGCCUGUCACGACUCCAACCUCAACGGACUUUACAAGUUUGACGGGGCCUUUGGUGGUGACGGCAUUGAAUGGUAUAAAGCCCAUAAUGAUAACAGAGGCUUCACUUUCUCGGAGAUGAAAUUGAAGGCAGUGUGACAUUACAGUCCACUCUCUUUACCCUCAGCGUAGGAUACUGGAUGCUUCAUGCUGAUGUUGUGUUCACAUAACACUAACGCGACCUAUGUAGCUCUUUGUUUUAUCUCAUGAUAAUAACAUGUUGUUCUAAAUGAUUAAAACAACCCUGUUUUCACUUUCUAUGGGAGAUUCUUGUGGAGAUUCUGGUGUGUAUGUGUGUAUAUGUAUACAAAAGUCAAUACUAUAUCUUAAAUACAAACUGAAUACCUACGGAUUUAUUUUUCAAGUUCACAAACAAGACAGAAAUGUUCAAGGUGUAAAUACGAUUAGGUGCUGAAU